AUGAGAGCUAUGGAUGACGCCGUAGGGAGAACAGGCAAGGACAAGAUACAAGAGGGAGGAGACCACGGAAGGAGAGACCCAACUGCUGCUCGUGAAGCAAAUAUGGACGGAAGAGACGAGCUGGGCAUCAUCUUUGACGAGCAACACUUUCACUGUAGAGAAGCCGUCACACAUUUGGACCCAGGAAUAGCGCCUUUGUUCGAUUAUGAACCUCUUUUCUCCAAGCAAAUCGAUCCUCAGCCAUUUUGUUCCAUUUCGGACGAUCUGUUCAAAUGCCAUGAUCAUAUGGCAUUGUCAGAUCACAGCAUGAAUUUUGUACAAGAAGUUAUGGCGGAGGGUGAGAGCAAACAAGAAGACUUAACGCGGGAGCUGCCAUCGCUGAGUCGGCCCCCGACUAUGGAAGAUCAGUCGCCUCCCCAGCCCGCAUUUCAGCCAUCGAUAGAUGAGAAGCAAGAAGGCCUUCAGAAGACUGAAGCCGUCGAAGAGCUGCCAACCUUCAGUCCCUGCAACGAGCAGCUUGAGGACUUGAAGUCGUACCUUGAGUGUCUGGACUCAGUGGGCAGAACCUACGGAGCUGUCAAGGUCAAACUUCCACAAGGCUGGAGGCACAAGCACAUGAAGAGCGACCUGUCCAGGCUGAACACUUUGAAGUUCCACUGCGAGUCCAAAACCCUUCGAUACAAACAACUGCCUGGCUGCGACCUGGUGGUGGCCGGCGACGUCGAGUUGAGAAGCUUUCUGGAGCUUCAAGACUCCCUCCGUUCGAUCAGAACUCACAAGGAGGAUGGCGAGAAGACGAUCAAGGCAACAGCAGAUACUUUCUCCCUGCUCCAUGCACCUUCUCACGAGAACCUCUUUGCUCCUGUGGCUGAACACGCUGAGUCCUAUCCCUGCGUGCUUUCAUUGGGCAGCGAAAUCACGGCGAGCGGGUGGAGCCAGACGGAGCAUGAGACGAUGGUGUGUUGCGUUCACGUCGGGGGCUCGAGAACGGCCUACGUGGUGCCUCCGGCGCACCGCGAAGAUCUCUCGCAGCUUUCAGACCGGAUGAGAGCAGAAGUGAGGAGCAAGCAUGGAAAACUAAACGAGAAGGAUGAGCUGCUGAUCGACCCCGAGGAGCUUGCCAAGAACGGCAUCCCUGUCCGGAGGGCAACAUUGGGACCGGAUGAAGUGAUCAUUCACUGGAAGGACGCAUCUCAUCUCUUUGUUGAUGAAGGUUUCAUCUGCAACGAGACUGACUGGAUUCCGGUGCUGUACCAGUUCUUGGACUGCAAAAGUUUGAUCACGAUCUGCGACUUGACUUCCAAGAGCGCCGAAGUGCGCUCUCGGCUUUCUCCACUAGAGUCUGACAACUCGAGCUGCAAGCUGUUGGACGAUGCCGAGGAUGCAAACCAGCCUGAGUGGGCGGUCCGAAGGAGGCGCAAGAGAGUCUUGACCCAUCAAGGAACCAAGUCGAUCCUGAGUGCACCGGUCGAACUGAAGAACAAGAACUGCCACUACUGCGAGCACGCGCCGAAGCGAUGUUCCAACUUCACAUGCCUUAGCCCCAACUGUGAUCAGAAAUUCUGCGACAAGUGCUGCAAGCUACACCUUCACAACCCGACGCACUUCAAGUCUCAAGAUGACGCUGACCGGCUCGAUUGGCGAUGUCCUGUAUGCACAAGGAAAUGUUGCUGUACGAUGGAGACGUGCCAUCAAGAUCACAUUCACUGCAAGAGGUACAGAAGGAGAAUGAAGAACAUGCUCCAGGCCUUCGACUAUUAUUUUCAAUGA
Guillardia theta CCMP2712 is the source of this 1770-nucleotide messenger RNA. RefSeq lists its product as hypothetical. Gene Ontology annotation, cellular component: nucleus. Gene Ontology annotation, biological process: chromatin remodeling. The transcript is spliced from 7 exons. NCBI's taxonomy places the organism in Eukaryota, Cryptophyceae, Pyrenomonadales, Geminigeraceae. The record is from RefSeq and is a predicted model, not a curated record. Gene Ontology annotation, molecular function: histone demethylase activity. The coding region runs from base 1 to 1770 and encodes 589 amino acids.